Callorhinchus milii (elephant shark) is the source of this 1972-nucleotide messenger RNA. Its product is annotated as serine-aspartate repeat-containing protein F-like. The coding region runs from base 106 to 1905 and encodes 599 amino acids. The record is from RefSeq and is a predicted model, not a curated record. NCBI's taxonomy places the organism in Eukaryota, Metazoa, Chordata, Chondrichthyes, Chimaeriformes, Callorhinchidae. The transcript has 6 exons.
UCCAGCCUGAGCCUUUCCUGUGACCAGUCAGAAAGCCUUUGUUUCAGAAAACAUUUCAUUUUCCUUCCGUGUCUUCUUGAAGAAGAGAGGUGACUCCACAGCAAGAUGAGAACCAUCAUUCUAAUUGUGUGCCUGAUAGGCACAGCUCUCGCCAGCCCAAUCCGCAAAACUCGAGAUGUGAGCAGUGAGAGUAUAGAGGGAGGAAAUUCAGACAGUGAUGAGAUGAACCCCUUGGUUGAUCAGCAGUACUUUCUCUAUCCACGUAGAUCCCAUUCUCAAAUCCCUUCACGGCCUAGAUAUUACCCAGAGGUUUUCCCUGCUGUACCUCCUGAAUAUUCCCCUUACCACAGCAAAUCUUAUCAGCCUUUUCAUUCCCAAUACUUUGCAAGGUAUCCUGAUUACGCUCAACAGCCUUUCUAUUCUGAUUACAAUGAACACCCAGGGUCUAUGGUGUAUGACAGUUAUCCGUACAAGUACCAUCUCUUCCCUUUGAUAAAGAGGAUUCAUAAUCUGGUAGCAUAUCGUCUGGGGCACCAUUCUACAGGCAACAGAUUUGGGGCCAUCCGUGAGAGUGCUCCACAGGUCACACCAAGCAGUAUGGAAAACACUAGAACUGAGAAACCCAUGGAGAAUAUCACUCCUAGAAUACCAAGCCUGGAUGGUAUCUUCAUGUAUAACAAACCAAAUGAGGUCCCGCAUGUUUCUGAGCACAAUACUGAGCUUGCCCACUUCACUGGGAACUACCUUGAGCAAUCGACAGAUGAAAUAACUGAUGAAGAAGAUCCAUAUGAUGUUCUACGAAACUCUGACUCCAUAGGGGUGGAACAUUUUCGGUCAUCCGGAAUUGACAUUAGUUAUGAGCAAGUUGGCCACGAUAUUACCUCUUCAGAAUCAGCAGAUGAAACCUUGAAUAAUCAGGAAUUGGAAAGUCAAGGAGUGUCUCAGGUAGAUUACGUGGAUGAUGACAAUGAAACGAAUAAGGCACAGGACAUCAGGACUGAGUCAGUACAAAUGACUGACAGCGACAGCAGAGGUGAUUCCAGUGAGAGCAACACUUCUGAAUCCACUGGGGAUGGAGAUGAAAACAGAGUGGAACAGAAAACUGAUCUCAGAGUGGAGUCCACUGAGGAUAACACAGCCGAGGACACUGAAGACAGUGAGGAUGAAGAUAGCAAAGCUGACCUGAGAAACAAUGUCAUUGAUGACGACAAAACUGAUUCCAAUGAAGACUAUGAUAAUGACGAUGGCAAAGCUCACUUGGGAUCGGAGUCCACUGAGGAUAACUCUGAUGAAUCCACUGAGGAUGAUGAUAAUAGCAAAGCUGACUUGAUGGUUGAUUCCAAUGAGGAUAACUCAGCUGAGUCCAAUGAGGACAGUGAUGAAGAUAGCGAAGCUGACCUGAGAAUGCAAUCCAUUGAGGACAGCACAGCUGAGUCUACCAAGGACAGUGAUGAAGAUAGCGAAGCUGACCUGAGAGGGCAAUCCAUUGAGGAUAGCAUAGCUGAGUCCAAUGAUGACAGUGAUGAAGAUAGCGAAGCUGACCUGAAAGUGCAGUCCAUUGAGGACCUCACAGCUGAGUCCAAUGAUGACAGUGAUGAAGAUAGUGAAGCUAAACUGAGAGUGCAAUCCACUGAGGACAGCACAGCUGAGUCCACUGAAGACAGUAAUGAAGAUAGCGAAGCUGACCUGAGAGUGCAGUCCAUUGAGGACCUCACAGCUGAAUCCAAUGAUGGCAGUGAUGAAGAUAGCGAAGCAGACCUGAGAGUGCAAUCCCCUGAGGACCUCACAGCUGAGUCCAAUGAUGACAGUAAUGAAGAUAUCGAAGCUGAUCUGAGAGUGCAUUCCCCUGAGGACCUCACAGCUGAGUCAAUGAUGACAGUGAUGAAGAUAGCAAAGCUAACCUGAGAGUGCAGUCCAUUGAGGACCUCACAGCUGAGUCCAAUGAUGGCAGUGAUGAAGAUAGCGAAGCUGA